AUGACCACCAGGGAUUUGACGAUGGCAAUGAUCUUUUUCUUACAAACUACAGUUGGACUUCUGGGGAAUUUCUCUGUUUUUUACUAUUAUCUCUUCCUUUAUUUGACAGGAUACAAGCUUAGGUGCACAGACUUGAUUCUUAAGUAUCUGACUGUAGCCAACCUCUUAGUUAUUUUUUCUAAAGGAAUCCCUCAAACAAUGGCAUCUUUUGGGUUGACACAUUUUCUCGAUGAUUUUGGAUGCAAACUUGUUUUCUUUGUUCACAGAGUGGGCAGGGAUGUGGCCAUUGGAACCACCUGCCUCUUGACUGUCUUCCAGGUGAUCAUGAUCAGUCCUGGGGACUCCAGGUUGGCACAGCUUAAAAUAAAAGCUCCCAAGUAUGUGGGCACCUCCAACAUCUUCUGCUGGGUCUUGAAUAUAGUGCGAAGUAUUGUGGUUCCUUUUCAUCUAACUGACAAAAGGAAUAACAUAAACAUCACAAAGAAAAUAGAUCAGGACUACUGUUACGCGAUAUCUUACGACAAAAUCGCAGAGUCAUUCUACGUGCCAUUGCUAUUAUCCCAUGAUGGUUUCUGUUUGGGAUGGGAUUAUCUUGGACAUCACCCCUGCGUUUUGGGAAAUGGGUCAUCAGUAUACCCACCCCCACGUCGCGCCCGCAUCCCCUGGCAGAAGGACUCUGAAAUGCAGAAGAGCCUUCGCUUUCCCCGGUCCUAG
Messenger RNA from Puma concolor (puma), 714 nucleotides. Lineage: Eukaryota; Metazoa; Chordata; Mammalia; Carnivora; Felidae. The record is from RefSeq and is a predicted model, not a curated record.